Leptonychotes weddellii (Weddell seal) is the source of this 6411-nucleotide messenger RNA. Lineage: Eukaryota; Metazoa; Chordata; Mammalia; Carnivora; Phocidae. The record is from RefSeq and is a predicted model, not a curated record.
UUUUUGCAUCGCCAUGACGAAGCAUUCUCCACUGAACCCCUCAAAAACAACGGCAGAGGAAGUCCUCUGGGCUUUUAUCACGUGCAGAAUAUUGCAGUGGAGGUCACUGAAUCAUUUGUGGACUAUAUCAAAACCAAACCGAUAGUAUUUGAAGUCUUCGGGCAUUAUCAGCAGCACCCACUUCAUCUGCAAGGACAGGAACUUAACAGCCCGCCUCAGCCAUCUCGUCGCUUCUUCCCUCCGCCCAUGCCGCUCUCCAAGCCAGUUCCAGCCACCAAGUUAAACACCAUGAGCAAAACCAGCCUUGGCCAGAGCAUGAGCAAGUAUGAUCUUCUGGUUUGGUUUGAGAUCAGUGAACUGGAGCCUACAGGAGAGUACAUCCCAGCUGUGGUUGACCACACAGCAGGCUUGCCCUGCCAGGGGACGUUUUUGCUCCAUCAGGGCAUCCAGCGAAGGAUCACAGUGACCAUCAUCCACGAGAAGGGGAGUGAACUCCAUUGGAAGGAUGUUCGUGAGCUGGUGGUAGGCCGGAUCAGGAAUAAGGCUGAGGUGGAUGAGGCUGCGGUUGAUGCCAUCCUCUCUCUAAAUAUUAUCUCCGCCAAGUACCUGAAGUCCUCCCAUAACUCCAGCAGGACCUUCUACCGUUUCGAGGCCGUGUGGGACAGCUCCCUCCAUAACUCUCUUCUUCUGAACCGAGUGACGCCCUAUGGGGAAAAGAUCUAUAUGACCUUGUCAGCGUACCUAGAGUUGGAUCAUUGCAUCCAGCCAGCAGUCAUCACCAAGGACGUGUGCAUGGUCUUCUACUCCCGGGAUGCCAAGAUCUCACCUCCACGCUCUCUGCGCAGCCUCUUCGGCAGCGGCUACUCAAAGUCACCAGACUCCAAUCGAGUCACUGGAAUUUAUGAACUCAGUUUAUGCAAAAUGGCAGACACGGGUAGUCCAGGCAUGCAGAGGAGGAGAAGAAAAAUCUUGGAUACGUCUGUGGCCUAUGUGCGGGGAGAAGAGAACUUAGCAGGCUGGCGGCCCCGCGGGGACAGUCUCAUCCUGGAGCACCAGUGGGAGUUAGAGAAGCUGGAGCUCCUUCACGAGGUGGAAAAAACUCGCCACUUCCUGCUGCUGCGUGAGAGACUUGGUGACAGCAUCCCCAAAUCCCUGAGUGACUCGUUGUCCCCCAGCCUCAGCAGUGGGACCCUCAGCACCUCCACCAGCAUCUCCUCUCAGAUCUCUACCACCACCUUUGAAAGCGCCAUCACCCCCAGUGAGAGCAGCGGCUACGACUCGACAGACAUUGAAAGCCUGGUGGAUCGAGAGAAGGAGCUGGCUACCAAGUGCCUGCAACUUCUCACUCACACCUUCAACCGGGAGUUCAGCCAGGUGCACGGCAGCAUCAGCGACUGUAAGUUGUCUGAUAUCUCUCCUAUCGGACGGGAUCCCUCUGUGUCCAGUUUCAGCAGUGCGACCCUCACUCCCUCCUCCACCUGCCCUUCUCUGGUGGAGGCUAGGAGCAACUCUCUGGAUCAGAAGACCCCAGAAGCCAAUUCCCGGGCCUCUAGUCCCUGCCCAGAAUUUGAACAGUUUCAGAUUGUCCCAACUGUGGAAACACCUUAUUUGGCCCGAGCAGGAAAAAAUGAAUUUCUCAAUCUUGUUCCAGAUAUGGAAGAAAUUAGACCAGGCUCCGUGGUCUCUAAGAAAGGAUACCUGCAUUUCAAGGAGCCACUUUACAGCAACUGGGCUAAACAUUUUGUCGUGGUCCGUCGCCCUUAUGUCUUUAUCUAUAACAGCGACAAAGACCCAGUGGAGCGUGGCAUCAUUAACCUGUCCACAGCACAGGUGGAAUAUAGCGAGGACCAGCAGGCCAUGGUGAAGACACCGAACAUCUUUGCUGUAUGCACAAAGCAUCGUGGGGUCCUUUUACAGGCUCUCAAUGACAAAGACAUGAACGACUGGUUAUAUGCCUUUAACCCACUCCUUGCUGGCACAAUACGGUCAAAACUCUCUCGCAGAUGCCCCAGCGAACCGAAGUACUAAGUGACCCUGCUGAGCAUCCUCACUCGCCUUCGAGAGAUAAAGAAAGUGUUGCCUCUUACUUCUCUCUGUGAUUCUUGAUGGCCCCUCUCGUGUGUAAGCCUGUGGGGUAACUGCUUUCCCUCCUGUCAACACUCUUGCUAGCUCUCCUGGUCCCCGUCUCCAUUGCUCUGUACCCUUCUCUUUUUUCCUGUGCUGAGAAUCUUGGUAGCAGCAUGUGGCCUAACAAAAGGGAGAAAAACAAACAAAAACAACCCAGAGGGGAUCCAGUGAAUCUCCAAAUUAUUUUUUUGUGUCUUUUGGCUUCCUUUUGUAUGAUAGGUCCCCAUUAUGACCCCCUGUGAUGUCUUGUACUGCUGUCUUUGGAUAUCUUUGUCUGUUUUUUAAGACAACAUAAUGCUUUUCCUUUUCUCUCUUUGUGAUAUCACUUCAAUUUUGGGUGGGGGGUGUGGCUUAGAGACUACGGGAGGAAACAUCUGGCUUUUUUUAGAACCUAAAAGGAAAAAACUUACCUUUUCCCUUUCCAUCUCUUUGCCAUUGCUAAUCCCUGCAUUUUCCAUUCAGGGAGAAGGUUGUGGGGAGCUUAGAAAUGGCACAGGUGUAUUCUCUGAAAGUGGAGCUUAUUUAGAACGUAGUUAUGCGGUUUUCUUUUAGUGGAAGAGAGAAGGGAGGACUUCUUAGCAGGCCUGGAACAGUGGCUGCUGCUGACCUUGUAAGAAGGGAAGGGCCAAGGAUACUGCCUGUGGAUUUGAGAGGACCGUGGGGCUUGGCAGUGGGUCAUGACGGCGGGCUGACAGCAGGAUGAGGAUAGCUCCUCACAGCAGCGCUCCUGUGAACUGCUUUUCUCUCAGUUUCUCAUUUCUCUUCUUGGCAUUAGUGAUGGUACAGUUCGGAAUUAGUACAAUGUCAUACACAAACGUCCCACAAGGGGGGAGUGACUCACUUCUGCUAAUGAACUUGAUGGUCGUUGUUGUCAUUAUAAUGAUGGGAAUGCUGAGUAGUGACCUUGUGAUGGGUGUAGCUCCCUUUGAUCAAAGAAAUGUAACUCUCAAGUAUAGACUUGGAAGUCUCCCUCUGAAUCCAAUGGUCAUUUCCAGUGAUCCUUGUCAAACUGAAAAUACUUUCAGUAAUGCUUCUCCCUCUAUAAUCAUAAAUAAGCAGACUAGGCAGGUUUUGCUUUCUGGAUCCUGGGAUUAAAACCAAUCCCCUUCCACCACUAAAAAAAAAAAAAAAAACCAAAAGGACACCUGGGGGCAGAGAAGAGGCGCACCUGAGCCCUGGCCCCAGUGGCUUGCUGCUGCCUCCGCCUUCGCUCUCCUUGGUUAUCUUCACGGGAGUGGAAAAACUGCCAGAGGAGGAAGGAGGAAGCUCACUGCUGACAGUCUCCUUCUCUGACAGAACAGGGUCAUCCGCCUCCAGACGCCAUCAUGGAAGAAGAUACUCUUUCUUUCAGCUGCCAGUAAGUUUUAUAGGAAUGGCCUGGGGAAAAGAAGGCCUGCAGGUUAAUUCAGCUGCUUUGCCAUCUGACCUGGGGUGUUUUGUACCAUCCUUUAUCUCCCUCACGCACAUCUCUGUUUGACCAUCCCUCAGGCAUUCAGGAAAGUAUCUGCCCUCUCCCACCUCACGAGACUGAGGGUCUCCAGCCUUGAAGUUGCUGCCCCUCAGGUGGUGGGGACCGGCUGAUUUUCUGCUUCAGGCAGCAUGGGGCAGGGGCUGGUGCACGCUGUGGAAUAGAGCUGGGCAGGCGCGUGUCAGCAGACCCUUGCUUCUGACUUUCUGGUUGGGCUCAUCGCUAAGAACAGGUCUCCUGGCCUCAGUAGAGUUGCCCUGCAAAGAGGAGGAAACAUGAAUCGUGGAGAGCUUAAAAGACAGGCUAGAAAUCCCAGGCUGUGACCUUAGCUGGAAAGUGAUCAAUAAAAACUCUACAGUAGGUUUUUUUAACUUCCUUCCUCUCCUUAAAACAUAGGUCAUUAACUGUGAUGUUUGUUUUCUAAGCAGUGCUUGAGAUUUUUAAUGUAGUUAGAGGUUCCUUAGUUGUCUAAUGGACACAAUAUGCCCUUCUGGUGUAGACUCAAAUCCAGGAUCUGUUGGUGCUUAGAGACCGCUCCUGGACUGGAAUGAAAUCUGAUUUCAGGGGAAAUGAAGAUGAAAUUCGAAGGUUACAUUGUAGAAUGAAGUCACGGGUGCUGCUGCUGUUUGUCACGAAGUCUGACAGAGGGACCCAUGUCCGUGACAGAGGGAGGUGGGGAGGGCUGAGGGGGAGUCACAUCAUGUUCUGAAAUGGCAUUUGAUUUUUCUUCUCACUCAGAACUGGCUUGGAAAGUCUUUGCUUUGGAGGUGUCAGAGAUUAGGACAGGUAAAACUGGACCGUUGGUAACACCCGGGGGGAGAGGGCCCCCUGAGGAAGCAGGACAUCCGCGUCCGGCAGGGGUCUCUGGCAGGUGUGCUUUCCACCGAAAGUCUGAGGACAGCCCUUAUUGGUUCCCCCUUUUCCUCUAGCGGCCCAUAUCCAGAUUAUAGUUGGAACAGUUUCAGGAUUAAUGUUCCCUUUCUGGACAGAUCCAUCCCCACUUUCGAAGCUGAGAGAGCUUUUAUGGCAGGAACUAUUUAUGAGGAUUUAGCUGAAGCCAUGGUGGCAGAAAAAUUGAUAUUUGAUAUUAAUAUAAUAUUAAUACUGGUAUUUAAGGAAACUACCUUUUGAGGGUUUUUUUAUGUUUUUUUCCUAAAGCACUCCUUUAAACAAGCAAAAAACAAAAAGAAAGAAAAAGCUCUUACACAAAUUAAGAAGAAAUGAGUGCUAGUUAAAAGUAAUCAUGUCCUCCCCUCCUUCCCCACCCUCCUUUCUCCUGCCAAAGCAAAACAGGACCUCACAGCCCACACCAAACCAGUGCCCACAGCCUCCUCACCUCUGCGCCUGCCUGGGAGUCAGCCAGCUCUCGGGCCAGGCUGUGCAGGGCCGACCAGCCGUGCACACAGCCAGGGGCGCGGGAAGGGGCAGCUGCUGGCAGCUGGGUGGGCACCCCAAUCCUAGCACAUCGUUAAAACACUUGCGCCAUCACUGUGAGGGGAAGGAAAAUGAUUUUUCCUGGCUAAGAAACCACUCUUGUUUUACAUUUUUAUUUCCCUGUUCAGCUACCAUUGAACUUCUAUAGCUACUCAUAUUUUCAGUGGGUUUUUUCAGCUCUUUUAAGAUGAAGGAAUAAGUUAAAUCAUUGGGAAAGAUCUUCAGGGAUCUAAAAAUAAAAUGACUUCUCCUGGCACAUUUCAAAGCAAAGACUGUAUUGCCUGCUGCUUGUUGUGGUUUACAGGGAUAUUUAAUUUUGUAAGGUAUUUGUAUAUUUAUACACUGUAAUUAAUUGCACAUUGGACUGAGAAAGAACGGAUGAUCUAGGGCGUAGCAGUUCCGGUACGCUGCCAUUUCCUCGCGCUGCGUCCACUCGGGUCCUCCAGGACGGGGUCAGGGCUUGUCUGUCUCUCUGACUUGGGUCCUUCGUUUUUGCUUUGGGUUCCCUUUCUAAAAUGUGAUGUUAACCUGCUCCUUAAAAAGAAGACACUAAUUCUGCUGCAGCUUUCAGAAGGUUUGCUGAAUGUAUUUGCAAGAGGACUCUGACUCGUGGGCACUGCGCUGUCCACCAUGGCCAGUAACGACUCACCCCAGUGUGCGGCCAAACCAUGACCGAGUAGCAGGGAUGUACUGAUGGUGCUUCCGUAGGGAAUGGCAAUGUCAGCUGAGAGAUUAUCUGCGGUUGUUCAAAAGGCCAUUUAUGAAAUCCGGAUUUGAGCCCCCAUGAAUCUUAAGAAAGCCUCUGAUCAUUUAAAGGAAAGAAUGAGAGUUGAUGCAAAUUUCAUGUUAAAAGCUGUGCUCAGGAAGUCCGAGCUGAGGUUGGUCUCUUGCCAAACCCUGGCUGUUGCGUGUUGUCUUCAUGUCUUCAAGUUCCCUUUUUCCAGGCUGCACAUUCUGGCAUCGGCUCGCCUGAGGCCUCCAUCGGCCUUCUCGCGUGCAAGGGGCCACCCGUCGGGAUUUCGGGUCUCUUCUCACCAUCCGCGUGUGCUGCCACGGAACCCGUGGAGCAUGUGUGGCCUUUCUGAACCAAGACUUUGCAAACUGAUCUCUCCCCAGCAAGGAGUUGAGCUCAUUAGCAACAAUGUACAUUAUUAAUUUCAGAUUUUCAUUUUCAUGUUUUAUUAUGUAAAUAUUAUCUGAUGUUGGAGCUUGAGUAUACAGAAUGUAAAUAUAGUUCUUGUAUUUGUACUAAUUCUGGUUCUUUUGCUGUAUAGCCUUAGAUGUGCAAUGCGGACAUUAUCUAACUGUGUAUGGUAACCUUGCAUCACGGAACUCCUAGUGAACGAGGUAAACAUAAUAAAGGUACAACCAGUGCAUCAGAA